Messenger RNA from Salvia hispanica, 1626 nucleotides. Its product is annotated as putative protein phosphatase 2C 59. Gene Ontology annotation, biological process: protein dephosphorylation. Lineage: Eukaryota; Viridiplantae; Streptophyta; Magnoliopsida; Lamiales; Lamiaceae. Gene Ontology annotation, molecular function: cation binding; protein serine/threonine phosphatase activity. The record is from RefSeq and is a predicted model, not a curated record.
CGAGGGAAAAGGACGAUUUUACAUUAUUGAUUAGUUUGACUUAAUUAAUUAUCUUUUCUCAUUCUCCUCUUCCCCUUUUUCUUCGUCUUCUCAAUUUUUUCUCCUCUUUCUUCUCCUUUGCCUGCCUAUUUCUUCAGGAUAAAUGGAAAAAUGCCCUUGAUUGGAUUUGAACCAGUUUGAUAUUGUCGUGUUUUGGGUUAAAACACAUUAAUUUUGCAACAAUAAACAUUUCCCCAUUUGGGCCUCUUAAGAUUUGGUAGAUAAAUGUACAAGGAAGAAACUAGGUGAAUUCCUUCUAUGAAUUAGAAAAGAGGGUCAGAUAUAGUGAAACUAAAACAGAAAUUUUGAAUUGGGGAAUAGAACAGAGAUUGAUCACAUGGGUUAUCUGAACUCAGUAUUGUCACAGUCUACAAGCCAAGUCCACGUCGAUACUGCCCCGGUCAGCGGCGGUGGCCUUAGUCAGAAUGGAAAAUUCAGCUAUGGAUAUGCAAGUUCUCCGGGUAAAAGAUCUUCAAUGGAAGAUUUUUAUGAGACAAGGAUUGAUGGUGUUGACGGAGAGGUGGUUGGUCUCUUUGGAGUCUUUGAUGGUCACGGUGGAGCUCGAGCUGCUGAAUAUGUCAAACAAAACCUUUUCAGCAAUCUGAUAAAGCAUCCAAAAUUUAUUUCUGACACUAAAUCAGCCAUAUGCAAGUCCUUUUUUAUGCUACUCUCUUCAGCUAUAAGUUAUACUCAUAUAUACUGUUUUCAGAUUAAGCCUUUUAACUAUCUUGUUCUCAUUCCAGCGGAUGCUUACAGUCAUACAGAUUCGGAAUUCCUGAAAUCUGAGAACAAUCAGAACAAAGAUGCUGGAUCUACUGCUUCCACAGCUAUCCUUGUUGGUGAUCGGUUACUGGUGGCGAAUGUUGGAGAUUCAAGAGCCGUCGUUUGCAGGGGUGGUAAUGCUUUUGCUGUCUCUCGAGAUCAUAAACCAGACCAGACAGAAGAGAGACAACGGAUUGAAGACGCUGGUGGCUUCGUGAUGUGGGCUGGAACUUGGAGAGUCGGAGGAGUGCUUGCAGUAUCUCGUGCAUUUGGUGAUAGACAACUGAAGCAGUAUGUCGUUGCUGACCCAGAUAUUCAGGAGGAAAAGGUCGAUGACACCCUAGAGUUUCUCAUCCUUGCCAGCGAUGGGCUUUGGGACGUGGUGACAAAUGAGGAGGCUGUUUCUAUGACUAAACCGAUCCCAGAUCCCGAAGAUGCAGCCAAGAGGCUGAUGCAAGAAGCUAACCAGAGAGGAAGUGGUGAUAACAUCACCAUUGUAGUUGUCAGGUUUCUGGCUGCAAAAGUGGAAUCAUCUCAUACCACUUCCACCCAAUAAGACUUAUUUCUUCUUCUUCGUUCGAACAAAAGAAGGAAACAGCGAUAAGGAAAAGCUUGUGCACUACCACUGAACUGUAAAAGAAAUAGAUACCAGUCUUUGCUAAGACGCACUACUGAUAAAGAAUAUAUAGGCACCAAGAAUGUUUGUAACUUGAGUUCUAUAUUUCAUUUAUAUGAAAUCUGGGAUUAUUUACUAAUGACUUAGUCUGUAACGUCAGAAUUCCAACGUAUUUAACAUGAUAUGAAAUGUGUGGUGAUUUCCUUCUA